ACAGAUUCUCAUCUUAAAUUAAAUGUCUUUACAAAAUAUUGAAUGUUUCAACUGAUGCUUCCUAAGAGGAUAUUAAGGCUUCUUUUUUUGAAUUAGCCAAAAAGUAUCAUCCAGAUUCAAAUCCAGAAACCUCAAUUGAUCCUUAAAAAUUCAGAGAAAUCUAAUAAGCUUAUUAAACAUUGUCUAAUCCAGAAAAAAGAAAAUAUUACGAUUAAGAAAAUGGUAUCUAUUAUUAUUAACAAUAUUCAGGAAUUAUAGGAUAAUAAUUUUAAGGAAAUCCAACAUUUGGAGAAUAAGAAGAUGUAUAUUAAAAGUGAACAUAUUAGAUAAAAUGAAGGUUUGAAAUUAAAAUCUUACUAUUUUAGCUGAAUAUUCUGAUUAUUUUGAAAAACAAUAUUUCAGAAAUCCUGACUAUUUCAAACGAAAAGUAGAUGAAGAUAGUCCUUGGAAUAUUUCAUAUGACUUAUAUAAAAAGCAUUAUGAUAUCAAAAAAGAAAAGUCUGAAUAUGUUUUGCAUGUUCCUACAGAAACUACAUCAUAUUGGGAAAGAAAAGAAGAUAUGAAAGAGUAGCCAUAUUUUUAUAUAUUAUAGGAGAACUUUAGAAUAAAAAGCAGAAGAUUUUAAAAAUGGAAAAUCAUUAUACAUUGGUUUGUUUAUAACCAUGAUUAUUGGUGGAAUCUAUUAUAUUUACCAAGAUUAAAAUUAAAAUAAGCAAAGAGUUUCUUCGGCUGGCAAAGUAAAAGAAGGAUCAGGAUAUAAAGUUAAGGCUCUUCCUUUAAAUAUUGUUUGA
Paramecium sonneborni is the source of this 791-nucleotide messenger RNA. Lineage: Eukaryota; Ciliophora; Oligohymenophorea; Peniculida; Parameciidae. The record is from the annotation of a GenBank genome assembly.